This is a messenger RNA of Thelazia callipaeda (thelaziosis nematode), 756 nucleotides long. The record is from the annotation of a GenBank genome assembly. Lineage: Eukaryota; Metazoa; Nematoda; Chromadorea; Rhabditida; Thelaziidae.
AUGUAUGAUAACUGCUUUCUAAACCAGCAAGUGGUCAAGAAGCAGUCCGAAAAGGAAAGAGAACGGACGCUUGCAGAAACAAUAGACGAAAUCGACAAGCGGAUUACUGUUUUGAAGAAAAUGAAGUCAGUGAUGGGUCCAUCUGAGCAUAAGCAAUUGGACUCAAAAUUUGUGGUGAAUAAUUCUUUAUCCUCAAUUAGUGCCGUGUUUUAUGAGUCAUGCAAGCUUGUGGUGGAACUGAGCAGAGCAGGUCAAGCAGACAAUGCUAAGAGAAUAGAACAGAUUAAACGAUUGGCCCAAACUCAGGAAGAGGUCACUCGGGAAGAAAGAACUGUGGUGGACAGAGUUGUGCCCUUCAAAAGCAGGCAGCUAGUCGAUGUGACUCAGCACAGUGACCAAGACUCAAAAAACAAGGCAGUUAGUCAGACUCAGACGAAAUCGUCACGUCUUGCAAGUAACACAGCGAUUAAAAAAAAAUCUCGACGCAGCAGAUUACUUGGAGCAGUGCCAAAACUUUCUGAAAUGGGCCGAAGACUUUCACAGCAGUCUGCAUCGACUUCCACUUAUGCUAGCAGAAAAAGUUUACACGUUGCUGAAACGCAGUCCACGUCAUCCAAACGUAAAGCUCAAUCGAAUAUUCGAAAUUUGUUGAAAUCGCCGAUGGAAGCUGGCGUACAGUUCAGACAUUCAUCGCGGAAGCCCAAAAGUCAAAGACAGUUUCGUGAGAAAGAACAAAUCAAGCGUCGAAAAAGCUAA